GCGGUCAGCAGGCGGCGCUGACUGCGCUCGGACCCGCCCCUCCGAGCACGCGGCGGAGCGACCCGAGGACUCCAGCCGGCAAUGCCCCUUCCUGCCCUCCUGUCCCAGGACGCGGGUCAGUGUCCCCGAGAAGAGAAAUCCCACGGAACCUCGGAGCCGGGGGCGGCGCCGUGGCCUCGGGUUCGCGAGUGGAGCCCCGAGAGCCGACCUGGCGCGGCCGAGUGGCGGCGCUGAGUCCAGGUCCCGGAGGCCCGCGGACCUCGGGAGGGGGCGCCCGCUCCCGCCGCUCCGGCGCCGCUUCCCGGGAAGCUUCAAGUUUUGAAAGUCUCGGCGGAGGGGCCGGGGCUUCCGGAGCCCGACCCAAGCCCGACCGGUGAGAAGAGGCCGCGCGGCCGGAGCGCGCCAUGGAGGAGGCGGCGCUGCGGCAGCCUGGGCCGGGCCAGCGGCCCCCAGAGGACGAGAAAGAGGCGAUCCGCCGGGCCAUCCAGAAGGAGCUAAAAAUCAAGGAGGGUGUGGAGAACCUGCGGCGGGUGGCCACCGACCGCCGCCACCUGGGCCACGUGCAGCAGCUCCUCCGGACCUCCAACCGCCGCCUGGAGCAGCUGCACGGGGAGCUGCAGGAGCUGCACGCCCGCAUCCUGCUGCCGGGCCCCCCAGCUGAACCUGUGGCCCCGGGACCCCGGCCUCCGGCAGAGCAGCCAAGGGCCCGGCACCUGGAGGCGCUACAGAGGCAGCUGCAGGUGGAGCUGAAGGUGAAGCAGGGGGCGGAGAACAUGACCCACACAUAUGCCCGCGGCACACCCAAGGGGAGGAAGCUCCUGGCGGCUGCUCAGCAGAUGCUGCGGGACAGCCAGCUGAAGGUGGCCCUGCUUCGGAUGAAGAUCAGCAGCCUGGAGGCCAGUGGGUCCCCGGAGCCAGGUCCUGAACUGCUGGCGGAGGAGCUGCGGCACCGGCUGCGCAUUGAGGCUGCUGUGGCCGAGGGGGCCAAGAACGUGGUGAAGCUGCUGGGCAGCCGGCGACUGCAAGACCGCAAGGCGCUGGCCGAGGCUCAGGCCCAGCUCCAGGAGUCCUCCCAGAAGCUGGACCUCCUGCGGCUGGCCUUGGAGCAGCUGCUGGAGGGACUGCCUCCUGCCCACCCUCUGCGUGGCAGAGUGGCCCGGGAGCUGCGGACUGCUGUGUCUGGGAACCCUCAGCCUUCAGGGAUGCUUGUAAAGCCCAUCGCCAUGACAGGGACACUGCAGGUCCACCUCCUGGGCUGUGAGCAGCUGCUGACAGCUGUGCCCGGCCGGUCCCCGGUGACUGCGCUGGCCAGGAGCCCCUCCCAGGGCUGGCUUCGGGGCAGAGCCAGGCAGCAGCGUGGCACAGGCGAGCUGGCCAGUGAGGUGCUGGCCGUGCUAAAGGUGGACAAUCGCAUCGUGGGCCAGACGGGCUGGGGGCCAGUAGCCCAGCAGUCCUGGGACCAGACCUUUGUCAUCCCCCUGGAGCGGGCCCGAGAGCUGGAGGUCGGGGUGCACUGGCGGGACUGGCGACAGCUGUGCGGCGUGGCCUUCCUGCGGCUGGAGGACUUCCUGGACAAUGCGUGUCACCAGCUCACCCUCAGCCUGGUGCCCCAGGGGCUGCUCUUUGCCCAGGUAACCUUCUGUGACCCUGUCAUUGAGAGGAGGCCCCGGCUGCAGAGGCAGAAACGCAUUUUCUCUAAACGCAGGGGUCAGGACUUCCUGAGGGCUUCCCAGAUGAACCUCAGCAUGGCAGCCUGGGGGCGCUUGGUCAUGAACCUGCUGCCCCCCUGCAGCUCCCCAAGCACGAUCAGCCCUCCCAAAGCGUGUCCCCGGACCCCUGCCACUCCUCGGGGGGCCACCAGCCCUGCCUCGCCCAGUAGUUUCCCACCCAAGAAGACCCCCUUGGGAGAAGAGAUGAGGCCCCCACCCAAGCCCCCGCGCCUUUACCUGCCCCAGGAGCCAGCCCUCGAGGAGACGCCGCGCACCAAACGCCCCCACAUGGAGCCCAGGACUCGACUGGGGUCAUCUCCACCAGCCUCCGCGACCAGGAAACCCCCACGGCUUCAGGACUUCCGCUGCUUGGCUGUGCUGGGUCGGGGACACUUCGGGAAGGUUCUCCUGGUGCAGUUCAAGGGGACGGGGAAAUACUACGCCAUCAAAGCGCUGAAGAAGCAGGAGGUGCUGAGCCGGGACGAGAUAGAGAGCCUGUACUGCGAGAAGCGGAUCCUGGAGGCUGUGGGCCGCACGGGGCAUCCCUUCCUGCUGUCCCUCCUGGCCUGCUUCCAGACCUCCAGCCACGCCUGCUUCGUGACUGAGUUUGCGCCGGGCGGCGACCUCAUGAUGCAGAUCCACGAGGAUGUUUUCCCUGAGCCCCAGGCGCGGUUCUACCUGGCCUGUGUGGUUCUGGGACUGCAGUUCUUGCAUGAGAAGAAGAUCAUUUACAGGGACCUUAAGUUGGAUAAUCUUCUGCUGGAUGCCCAGGGUUUCCUGAAAAUCGCAGACUUCGGGCUAUGUAAGGAAGGGAUUGGCUUUGGGGAUCGGACCAGCACCUUCUGCGGCACCCCAGAGUUCCUGGCCCCUGAGGUGCUGACCCAGGAGGCCUACACACGGGCCGUGGACUGGUGGGGGCUGGGCGUGCUGCUGUACGAGAUGCUGGUGGGUGAGUGCCCAUUCCCAGGGGACACCGAGGAGGAGGUGUUUGACUGCAUCGUCAAUGCGGAAGCCCCGUAUCCCCGCUUUCUGUCGGUGCAAGGACUCGAGCUCAUUCAGAAGCUCCUCCAGAAGUGCCCGGAGAAGCGCCUGGGGGCCGGCGAGCAGGACGCCGAGGAGAUCAAGACACAGCCUUUCUUCGGGGCCUUUUCUUCCCCGAAGUCUACUAAUGGCCCCCAGACUGCACACCAGACUCCCAGGGCCGACCGACAUCCUGCAGCAUCUGGGAACAGCCAUUCGUGCUGACCUCGAGUCCUUCACCCACUCCGUUCUGGCCCCUGGGAUCUGCUGCCCCACCACUCUCAGGUGUCACCCUGGACCCCGAUGGCCUUCCCAUGGGUGGGUGGGUGGCGGUGCUGUUCACUGCAGCCUCUAAGUGCUAAGGGGCGUCUGAAGCGUUUUAGGAAGUAAGGGAUGCCUGGCGUGGGCAGGAGCCGGGACGAGGCGGCGUGACUGCUCCUAAGCGCCCUGUCCGUGCCAGUCACAGCUGCUGUCACACAGGCCAGCUCAGGCACACCCUCGGGUCUUACGGAGAGGUCCAGUGACCGGGCCAGUCUUACCCAGUGCUUCCCAAACCUCCUGGGACCCCGGUGACAGCGAAUGUCCCCAGGCCCACCUCCCACACCCACUGGGGGGGAACAUCCAGGUUGGGGCCUGUACAUCGCAAACAGUCUUUCCAGAUGAUUCUUUAGGGAAAUUAAUGUGAGAACCAUCAUUUUGCUCUUCUUAAACUCAGAUAAAUCUGUCAAUUAAUGUUUAAGCUGUGCCUUUUGCCAAAAAGAACUGCAGAAACAGCCAACACUCCCAGCCCAGUCAUGUCUUGGGAGACUCAGAGCUCCAGGCCCCUCUCCACGACCCUCUAUUCUGCACCGUGUCAGGAACUGGGGUAAACUUAAGCCGCUCCCUCCUAGAAUGGGUCCUAGAGAAAGCAAGGGUCACUGUGAGGUCAGCCCAGUGACGUCUUAGACUCCAGUGAAAACCCCACCGCCGCGCAGGGCCUGACGCUCUGAGGGACCUCGCCUUCAGGCACGUUCGCCAGGCCCCGCCUCAUCUCUAGUGUGUAUGUCACCACACUGCGUCCUCCCUUCCGCUGGAAUGUUUUUAGCCAGAAAUAAUGAAAGAUUCUGAUUUGACUUGUGGAUGGCCACACUGUGGCUGAAACGACACUCAGGGAGGCCCCAGCUGGACAUCAAUAUGCUGUCCACCUCCACACUCACCUCAUGUCCUGACCGCCCGCAGUGUCCCUCAGCCCCCAAAUCAAGGCUCCAGCAGAAACACUGCCUGUCUCUUACCGGGCCA
This is a messenger RNA of Myotis myotis, 4007 nucleotides long. RefSeq names its product protein kinase N3 (gene PKN3). Gene Ontology annotation, molecular function: ATP binding; protein serine/threonine kinase activity; small GTPase binding. Gene Ontology annotation, biological process: peptidyl-serine phosphorylation; intracellular signal transduction. Bases 405 to 2954 code for a protein of 849 amino acids. The record is from RefSeq and is a predicted model, not a curated record. NCBI's taxonomy places the organism in Eukaryota, Metazoa, Chordata, Mammalia, Chiroptera, Vespertilionidae. The transcript has 22 exons.